AUGUCCACGCCGAGCGUCCACUGCCUGAAACCCUCGCCUCUGCACCUGCCCUCUGGGAUGCCAGGGUCCCCAGGCCGCCAGCGGCGCCACACACUCCCUGCCAACGAGUUCCGCUGCCUCACCACAGAGGACGCUGCCGGCGUGUUUGAGAUUGAGCGAGAGGCCUUCAUCUCUGUCUCCAGCAACUGCCCCCUGAAUCUGGACGAGGUCCCGCACUUCCUGACCCUAUGUCCCGAGCUGUCCCUGGGCUGGUUCGUGGAGGGCCGCCUCGUGGCCUUCAUCAUCGGCUCCUUGUGGGACGAGGAGAGACUUACUCAGGAGUCGCUGGCACUGCACAGGCCCGGGGGCCGCAGCGCCCACCUGCACGCGCUGGCCGUGCACUGCAGCUUCCGGCAGCAGGGCAAGGGCUCUGUCCUGCUCUGGCGCUACCUGCACCACGUGGGCGCCCAGCCGGCCGUGCGCCGGGCCGUGCUCAUGUGCGAGGACGCGCUGGUGCCCUUUUACCAGAGGUUCGGCUUCCAUCCCAUGGGCCCAUGUGCCAUCGUUGUGGGCUCACUGACCUUCACGGAGAUGCACUGCUCCCUGCGGGGCCACGCCGCCCUGCGCCGGAACAGUGACCGCUGA
Budorcas taxicolor (takin) is the source of this 624-nucleotide messenger RNA. Its product is annotated as serotonin N-acetyltransferase-like. Gene Ontology annotation, cellular component: cytoplasm. The record is from RefSeq and is a predicted model, not a curated record. The transcript is spliced from 3 exons. Lineage: Eukaryota; Metazoa; Chordata; Mammalia; Artiodactyla; Bovidae. The coding region runs from base 1 to 624 and encodes 207 amino acids. Gene Ontology annotation, biological process: circadian rhythm; melatonin biosynthetic process; response to light stimulus. Gene Ontology annotation, molecular function: aralkylamine N-acetyltransferase activity.